Molecule: messenger RNA, 772 nt
Organism: Papaver somniferum (opium poppy)
Lineage: Eukaryota; Viridiplantae; Streptophyta; Magnoliopsida; Ranunculales; Papaveraceae
Exons: 2
Coding region: 141-611 (156 amino acids)
Source: RefSeq, a predicted model, not a curated record
UUCCAAUUCUAUUUUCUUCUAUUGGAACCUCUUUUUUUUUUCUUCCAGAUAUGGAUUGUUAGAAACUAGAAAUCAUGGAUCGAGACAAGUUAUGACCUAAAUUCAAAAAAGUAAAACAAAAAUCACAAAAACUGGUUAAAAUGGUGAAGAAGAAUGCUCAACAAGAGAGAAAGAAAGAUGAACAACUCAAGAAGACGAUUAAAAAUCCUCCAAAAGCGAAAAGCCGCGAAGAUUCGUUUAGGUGCUCAUUGACACAUUUGUGUAUGGUGACUCCUAAAAGAAAGGCUUUGACAGAAAAUAAGAAAGAGCAUAUGAAGGCCCUUGUAGCAUGCUCAUUUUGGAAUUUCUACAAACCAUUCUAUGAAGAUGUAAUGAAGGAAGAGGAAUUGAAGAAAAAAAUGGUAGCUGUGAAGAUGAUCUUAAGUACAUAUGACAAGAAAAGUCCACGUCUAGUACCAGAUUGUUUCAAGUUAAAGAGAAUAAAGAAUCUGAUAUUGCAGACCACUCCCGAGCAGCUUUCUGUAACUUUUGGUCUACAAAUGAUGGAGCAAGUAACUCUAGUCAUAGAUGAGCAUUUAAGGAAGAAGCUAAACUUGUUCGUGAAUGAAUAAUUUGGUGGAAAGAAUAAGAUGAUGAAAUCUACGAUCUUGAUGGAAAACCACUAAAAGAAUUAUAAACGAAGACAUAAAAUUUAGUGUAUUGUCAACAAAUGCUUAUAAUAGUUUAUAGAAGGUUUAAAUGGUUUAUGGAUGGUUUCAAUUAUGGUUAUCUC